Molecule: messenger RNA, 2835 nt
Organism: Beta vulgaris subsp. vulgaris (sugar beet)
Lineage: Eukaryota; Viridiplantae; Streptophyta; Magnoliopsida; Caryophyllales; Amaranthaceae
Product: putative pentatricopeptide repeat-containing protein At1g12700, mitochondrial
Molecular function (GO): protein binding
Source: RefSeq, a predicted model, not a curated record
UUGACGGAAUAUGAAAUUCAGUUGAAGUGUUAAAAAAUCAUGAACUAAGCUCCAGCAAAGAGAAAUCGAAUUUAUCUUGAUAAUUUUUGGCUCUCAUUUUAUCUUAUUCUGGAAUCUGGAUUAGGAACUAUUAUAUGUUCAUUUUACUGAAAUUACAACCCAGAAACAGAGCAGGGAUGAAGAUGACGAUGAAGAUGAAGUUCAAGUCUACUCCUGAAGCUUUUGCUGCCUUCUUUCAUGGUGGUACUACUCUUAUUACUCCUUUUCCUUCUUUUCAUUUUCAUUCACGCUAUUAUUACUCCACUGCAUCUGAUGUUUUUAUUCAAGAUCGUCAAUUGUUUCUCCAAUCAGUUAGAGAGCAUUGCAAAUUAGGGUUUUCAAAUCUCAAUUUCCCCCUUUCUCUCUUCCAUCAAAUGCUCUCUUUGCGCCCUCUUCCUUCUAUAAUCUAUUUCAAUCAGCUCUUCACUGCCAUGUCCAAAUUGAAACGCCUUCAACCUCACUCUACCCUUAUCUCUCUACUCAGAAACCUUGAAUUGUCAGGUAUUCGACCCAAUAUGCACUCUAUUGGUAUUCUCGCCAAUUCUUACUGUCAUUUGGGCCGUGUCGAUUUCGGCCUCUCUCUUCUCGCCAAAAGACUUAAGCUUGGUUACCCUGAUGGUGAUUGUGUUAUCUUUAACAUCUUAAUCAAUGGCUUUAUUAACUGUGAUAAGCUUCCUCAAGCUCUUCAAUUGCUCCAUCAAAUUGUUAAGCUAGGUUUCCAACCCGACAUUGUUACCUAUGGUGCUAUUUUCAAAGGCCUUUGUCAGAUUGGUGAUAAUGUUGCAGCCCUUCACUUGCUUAAGAGGAUGCAUUCUGGUUGUUGCAAACCUAACCUUGUAUAUAGCACCAUUAUUGAUAGUCUUUGUAAGGAUAGGCUGUUGAGAGAGGCCCUCGACCUGUUCACUGCCAUGAAAAGUGAGGGCAUCAUACCUAAUGUUGUCACUUAUAACACCUUGAUUAGAGGUCUCUACAACUCCGGCUCCAAGGUCGAGGCUAAAGAUAUGCUAGCUCAGAUGUUGGAGUGUGACAUAGCGCCAGAUGUUACCACCUUCAACAUGCUUGUUGACAUGUUUUGCAAAGAUGGGAAUGUUGAUGAAGCACAAGCUAUUCUAGACUACAUGAUUGAGAGAGGUGAGAUUCCAGAUGUCAUAACUUACAAUGCUCUACUUGAUGGUUAUUGUUUGCGUGGUCAGAUGGAGGAUGCGGAAAAACUACUUGAUUUGAUGGCCAAGAAUGGUUGUGAGCCUGAUAUUGUAAGUUUUAGCACUAUCAUUAAUGGAUAUUGCAAGGCUAGAAACAUGGACAAGGCCCUCAACUUGUUCCAUGAAAUACUUAAGAAAGGGGUGACACCUAAUGUUGUUACCUAUACCACUCUUGUUGAUGGACUAUGCAAAGCCAAUAGACUCUCCCUUGCACGCCAGAUGUUCAAGGAUAUGCAAGGUCAUGGAAUUACUCCUAAUGUUGUCACAUAUGCUUCAUUGCUUGAUAGCUUAUGCAAAAAUGCUUUACUUGAUGAGGCAGUGACAUUACUUGAAGAAAUGGAGAAUAAUGGUAUUAAGCCUACUGUUGUCAUAUACAGUAUCUUAAUGGACAGCUUGUGUGAGGCUGGGAAACUUGAAGAUGCUGCAAAAUUCUUCUCAGAUCUUGUAUUGAAGGGCUUACAACCUGAUGUGAUAACAUAUAAUAUAAUGAUUAAAGGUUUAUGCAAGAAAGGGCUCAUGGAUGAGGCUAUCCAAUUGUUGAGGAGAAUGGAGGAAGACAGUUGCUCACCCAAUGAUCGUACUUAUAAUACAAUUAUCAGAGGAUAUAUUCUCAGCAAUGACUUGUCAAAUGCAUUUUACUAUUGUGAUCUUAUGGUUAGCAAGGGAUUCAAAGGUGAUGCUGACACUUUCUCAUUAUUUAUUCACCUUUUGUCUUCUAAUAACUUAAGUGACUCGUCAAAGGACCAAGUGCUGAAGUUCAUCAAUCGAAUAGAUGCUAAGUUGUAAACUGUAGUUCUCUUAUUGAUUGCCUAAUUAAAUCUAGUACUACAUUGGAGUAGUAUCUUGCUGUACCUUUUAGUUUUUCCUUGUUUUUACUAGGAUGCCUUUUCUUUAUAUAUUGCCACUUUAUAUGCACGUUUAACAAUUGUCUCCCCAUAAAAACUUCAAGGAAACUCCAUCUUCACUCUCACUUCAUCGAUUGAGGCCUAUGCGAAAGUGCACAGCUUGGGGAAGCAAUGACUGUUUUUGGAGAUGGAAGUGGCUUGUGAUAUUGUCCUCUGUUAUAUGUACAAACUGUUAUUAAAGUAGGGUGAAUGUUGUUGAUCUUUCUCCUUCAAUUUUGUGGCUGGAAAUUCGAAAAACUGCUUCUGAUUGAAUCAUGAAGUGGCUGUGAUGUCGUUGGUUAACUGUGAAGAGGUUACUAUUAUUUACUUACUAGGCUCCACUGUUUGAUUUCUCUAAUAUCCAGCAAUGCUUCUGACUGACUGAUACAACAAGCAUAUCCCAAGAUUUGUUUCAGGAAGAGAGAACACCCGAUGUUGUUAUCUAUAGCACUCUUAAUGUUAAAAACCGCAAAUCCUACAGACUCCUACUUGGAAGCAAGCUAUUCUAGGAGAUAUGCAAGCUCAUAGAAUUAUUUAUGAAGUAGAAAUGAAUAUUGAAUAGUGAACACUACAUUUAGGUAUUUUUAUAGUUGAUCUGUAAUUCUAUAUCAGUUCUAGAGAAAUAAAUUACCACCUUCAUAGUGUUUGAUGUUUUGGUUUUUCAAACAGAUUGUAGUUCUUUCUCCAUAAUUAUUCUGUUACUAUUUUUA